CAGCUGCGGUACCUGUCUGCUGCAUUAAUGCUCAGAGAAUUUAACCGUGUCGUUUCGGGAUGACGUCGCUCGCCAAACGUUGUAGUAACAUUUUGUUCACUUGCAGUUCUGUUUUUUAUUUCCUUCUCACUACGCAGCUGUAAAGCCAAACACUAGCACAAGUUAGCUCGUAUGAAUUAGUGUUGUUAGUACCAGGUUAACAGAAGUGUGUGUUUAGAGUUGUGUACUGUGUACGGGCAGUUCAACCUGAAAGCCACCAUGGUACUGAACCCGGUCAUUUCCAAGCUUGCUGGUAAGCUAGUUGUGUUGGCCAGUGCUUCUCCGAGGAGACUGGAGAUUCUGCGCAGUGCGGGGUUACGAUUUGAGGUUGUACCAUCCUGGUUUAAGGAAACCCUCAAUAAAGGGCUUUUCAAAUCACCUCAUGAGUAUGCUGUUGAGACAGCCAAGCAGAAGGCCUUGGAGGUAGCCAGGAGGAUGCCAUUUAAACACCUGAAGACUCCAGAUAUAGUUAUCGGGGCCGACACAAUUGUGAGUGUAGAUGGCAUGAUUCUGGAGAAACCAUUGGACAAACAUGAUGCUUAUAGGAUGCUGUCAAGUUUGAGUGGUAAAGAGCACAGUGUGUUCACUGGUGUAGCUAUCGUCCUCUGCCAUGAAAAGGAAAAUGAAGAAGUCGAUUACCAGCUGAUUGAAUUCCACGAAGAAACUAAAGUGAAGUUUGCUGAUCUCUCAGAAGAAAUGCUGUGGGAGUACAUUAAUAGCGGUGAACCCAUGGACAAGGCUGGUGGCUAUGGCAUUCAGGCUCUGGGUGGCAUGCUGGUAGAGUAUGUCCAUGGAGACUUUCUCAAUGUUGUGGGUUUCCCUCUCAACCACUUCUGCAAACAGCUAGACCUUAUUUACAAUUUUUCUACUUCCUCUUUGGACCAGAAAAGUGAGCCUGUCCCUCUGGCUCAGCCUAGCCACAAGUCUUCAGACAAACACAACUCCCCAUCCAUUCCCAGACCAAGCAGCCCCUAUGGUUGUCAAACACAUCAUACCCAGAUCAGCCCCACAGCCAGUCCUGUCCAUAAGGUGAAAAGAAAAGACAAUGAAAGUGAAGUGAGUGAAAGUUCCAGGACAUUGGUCAACAGCUUGUCUAAACAUACAGAUGACGGGGAGGCCAAGCUCCAUGAGAAUGCAACAUUUCCAAGAGAGCAGGUGAUUGAACCUAAAAAAAGAGAUUUGGAGAAAAUCUGUGAACUGAUGGAUGGAUUCAAAGCCUCAAAGGCACUGUUUACAGCAUCCAAGUUGUGUUUGUUUGACCUGCUGCACAGCAGGCCUGGGCUGGAUGCAGCACAGGUGGCCCAAGAGAUUAAAGCAUCUGCGAAGGGGACUGGAUGUCUGCUGGAAGCCUGUGUAUCUCUGGGACUGUUGAAGAGCGUAGAGAAAACAUGCCAAAAGCCAGUGUAUGAGAACACCAAACUGGCCACGGAUUUUUUGCGGUCAGAUGCCCCCUUUUCGCUGCACGGAUACAUCCAGCACUGUAACGAAACCAUUUGGCCCCUCUUCUCCCACCUUGAGAGUGCUGUGCAGGAGGGGACCAGCCAGCGUGAGAAGGCCUUUGGCAAGGAAACUUCCUCCAACAGUCGGGAAGGCAAACUGAGAUUCAUGAAGGCCAUGCACAACAUUGCAAACAUUACAGGAAAAACUGUAGCAACAGCAUUUAACCUCCGUGAUUAUAAAACAGCCUGUGACAUUGGAGGGUGCACUGGUGCCAUGGCUUAUGAGUUCACCAAAGCGCAUCGUGGGUUGUCUGUAAUAGUGUUUGACUUGCCCGCUGUUGUCGAGUUGAAUGAAUUUUUCCGACCACAGCACACAGAAAACAGGGUGUCAUUUGUAGCAGGAGAUUUUUUUAAAGAUGAAUUGCCCAAAGCAGACUUGUAUAUCCUGGCGAGAAUUCUUCAUGACUUGCCUGAUGAGAAAGUGCAUAUUCUACUGAGUAAGAUCGCAGAUGCAUGCACUUCAGGCUGUGGACUCCUGCUAAGCGAGAUCUUCCUGGAUGAAGGCAGAAGGGCCCCCAGUCGCGGGCUGCUGCAGGCCCUUAGCAUGAGCGAGGGGAAACAGAGGAGCGCAGCUGAAUAUAGCCUGCUUUUGAAGAGCCACGGUUUCAUCACAACACAUACCAGACAUACAGACAACCUCCUGGAUGCCAUGCUGUGCAUCAAAGCUUGAUUGGCUUGCAGUAUGCGGUUUAGUGUAUGCAUUAGGUAAAAUCAACAAAGGACAGUUUGUUUUGGGGGUUUUUGUGAUUUCUUUAAAAUAGCAACAAAACUUGUCUUUGUUUUAAAAUGUUUUAUAUUUGUGCUCUUUACAGACAUUAAAUCACAAUUGUUUUUUACAAUCAAAUGUAAAAGGUGAAUCUCUGAACUGUUAAGCAAACACUAAAGUUUGGUGAUGCUUUCCUAUCCAUUAAAAAUCAUUUAAACUUUGCAAACAAAAUCAUCACGGUUUUCAUUCAUUUAAACACAAUA
Molecule: messenger RNA, 2507 nt
Organism: Archocentrus centrarchus (flier cichlid)
Lineage: Eukaryota; Metazoa; Chordata; Actinopteri; Cichliformes; Cichlidae
Gene: asmtl
Product: acetylserotonin O-methyltransferase-like
Exons: 15
Coding region: 259-2208 (649 amino acids)
Molecular function (GO): O-methyltransferase activity; protein dimerization activity; nucleoside triphosphate diphosphatase activity
Source: RefSeq, a predicted model, not a curated record